This is a messenger RNA of Carassius carassius (crucian carp), 1258 nucleotides long. Its product is annotated as endoribonuclease LACTB2-like. NCBI's taxonomy places the organism in Eukaryota, Metazoa, Chordata, Actinopteri, Cypriniformes, Cyprinidae. Gene Ontology annotation, cellular component: mitochondrial matrix. Gene Ontology annotation, molecular function: single-stranded RNA binding; RNA endonuclease activity. The record is from RefSeq and is a predicted model, not a curated record. The coding region runs from base 101 to 970 and encodes 289 amino acids. The transcript has 7 exons.
AAACUGUGACUUUUGAACAGGAAGUUUCAGUGUCAUCUGUAGCAGGAGCAUUUUCAGGGGUCCUUUAAAGUCCUGCUGUGUCUCUGUGGUCCUGGUGAAAAUGUCCGCGAUAAUUCCUCGUAUCGAGCAGCUGUCGUCGAGGGUUGUUCGUGUUUUGGGCUGUAAUCCGGGGCCCAUGACACUGCAGGGCACCAACACAUACCUGGUCGGGACAGGCAAGAGGCGAGUGUUAAUUGAUGCAGGCGAGCGCUCGGUACCGGAGUAUAUUGUCAACCUGCGCGAGGCUCUGAAGCAGCAGGAGACGUCCAUACAGCACAUUAUAGUCACACACUGGCAUCACGACCACACUGGAGGAGUGCCGGAUAUACUCACAAACUUCCACACAGAUUCAGAGCUGAAGGUCAGUAAACUCCCUCGGUGUCCUCCACAGGAAGAAGCGAUUGGAGACCAAAAGAAGAAAUAUUCAUAUCUUAGUGAUGGUGAUGUGAUAGAGGCUGAAGGGGCAACAUUACGGGUGCUGUUUACUCCCGGACACACAGAUGAUCACAUGGCAUUAUUCCUGGAGGAGGAGCAAGCUGUGUUUUCAGGUGACUGUAUUCUUGGAGAGGGAACGGCUGUGUUUGAGGACCUCCAUGAUUACAUGAAGUCACUGCAGAAGCUCCUCAGCGUGAAGGCUGACCUCAUAUAUCCAGGUCAUGGUCCAGUGGUCCAAGAUGCUUGUUCUAAGAUAUGUGAGUAUAUAACUCACCGCAAUGCAAGAGAACAGCAGAUCCUAAACGUUCUGCAGGAGAACAACAGAACUGCGUUCACCUCCAGCGAACUGGUUAAAGUGGUGUACAAGGAGACCCCAGAACACCUGCACAGAGCUGCAGAGUUUAACUUGCUGCACCAUUUAAAGAAACUCCACAAGGAAGGAAAGAUCUGUCUGGCUGAAAGCUCAAAUGAAAAGAAAUGGAAGAUCAAUUUGUGAAGGUUUUUUUUACCCCACACACUCAUCACCUACAGAGACUAAUAGGGCUGUCCCUGUGAAGUGAGAUGGACUUAAGGGGACACUGGGACUAGUCACUUUUUCAAAUGUUGACCUUCUGUGAUAACCUGCUCUGAUAGGAGGCUAUUUACAUUUUUUAGCAGACCCAUUUUUCCAAAUUGCCUUAACAAAUGACCACGUUCAAAAACUAGAAUAAAUGCAACACAAAACAAUUCAUAAACUGGAAAAAAUUUAACAACCCUUGUAAUCCAGUGAAAUUUAAUUGUCCUG